This is a messenger RNA of Parasteatoda tepidariorum (common house spider), 909 nucleotides long. The record is from RefSeq and is a predicted model, not a curated record. Lineage: Eukaryota; Metazoa; Arthropoda; Arachnida; Araneae; Theridiidae.
AUGCCUAGUAGAAAAAAAGAUUGUGUAUCGAAACAGUGUUUUUUAUCUAGAGAAAUGGAUACAUUGAAUAAAGCGGUCGCUGCAUUUUGGCAAAUUGAGGAAAUCAAUGACGUCACAACUAGUGAUGAGUUAAAAAUUUGUAAUGAAAACUUUAAUAAAACCCAUUAUCGUAAACCUAAUGGUAGGUACGUCGUAAAUUUGCCAUUUAAAUCAGAAAUUAUGGAGGACAUUACGUUAGGUGACUCUAAGUGUAUGGCAAAUAAAAGAUUAAAUCUCUUAUGGUUAAAACUUGAACGAAACGUAGAAUUGAAAGACUUAUACAAACAAUUUCUUCGUGAAUAUGAGCAGCUUGGCCAUAUGGAAGAAAUUGUAGAUGAAGCUGAUACUUCAGAAGGCUACUUUCUCGCACAUCAUGGAGUGCUUAAGCCUUCUAGCUCCACCACAAAGCUAGGCGUAGUUUUUGAUGGCAGUGCAAAAACCACUAAUGGGAAGUCGCUUAAAGACAUUCUUUUAAAGGGUGGAACUAUUCAAGAAGAACUGUUUCACAUAAUAUUGCGCUUUCGUAAACAUGUUUAUGCCUUGACCACUGACAUAAAAAUGAUGUUCAGGCAAAUUGAAGUCGAACCGUCUCAAACAAGAUUUCAAAAAAUUCUUUGGAAAGAAAACAAGGAUAGUCCAGUUAAAACUUACGCAUUAAAAACUGUCUCUUACGGUACUGCUCCUGCUUCUUAUUUGGCAACAAAGACACUUCAGCAAUUAGCUAUUGACGAGAAAGAUAAAUUUCCUCUCGCUUCUGAAGUCGUGUUAAAUGAUUUUUAUAUGGAUGAUUGCCUUUCCGGCUCAUCCAACUUAGAAGAAUUCAACGAAUUCAGGAAUCAACUUAAAUCUCUUCUUUUAGUGGGUGUAUGA